AUGAGCUACAACACACACCACUCACGUACAUCAACAACAUCAACAACAGCAUCAGCUGAGUUGUCAUCGCCGCCGCAACAGAAACAGAAACAGCAACAACAGCAGCAGCAGCAGCAGCAACAGAAGUCGCUGCGGAAACAGAAGCAGCAUCAACAACAACAACAGCAGCAACAGCAUCAACAGACAACUGAUCAACAACAAGAUGAUAAUGAAAACGAAAACACAAUGCAUGAAGGUGAAGAUCAGGUGGAGACACCUACUGAGGCAACAAUGACAAGGCUAGGACCUAAAUCACUUGCUGUGGUGGGUGUGGUCGAAUCGGCUGCAUGCCUCAUUGAAUCGUCGAUCGUAAUGUUGUUCAUUCAAUCGACAUGGCAGGCUAUUGUAAACGUUGUCCGGACUGGCUUGGGCGUGUCUUUGCCAGGCCAGGUGGAUCUCGCAGUGUUGCCAGCGACACUAAUCACGCACACAUUAUACAUGCUCAAGCGAUACAAGUAUCUAUUCCAGAAUGUGUCGCCGCCACUGCGGCCUUGGUUCGGAAUGUCCGGUUCGGACAGACAACAGCGCCGGAUCGUAAACAAUGAGGCACUGAUGUUCAUGGCAUGCAUGCUGGGUCUCUUCAUUGCAUCGCUCGUGCAACAGUAUGCCACGGGACAAUUCAUAUUCAACAUGGACAACAUCUACACCGUGUCCACAUUCAACAAGAGCAUCAACUACUUCAGCCUGGUUUCGAUACUCAUCUUUGCGCCCAUCUCUGAAGAGUUAAUCUUUCGUGGAUUCAUACUCUAUAUCCUCCGACGAAGAAGUGACAAUGUCAAGUUCUGCGUAAUCACUUCCAACAUAAUCUUUGGACUCUUCCAUCUUGUCAAUUUGGGCGGAGGUAUAUCAUUCUAUUAUAUCUUAUUACAGAUCACAAUGGGAGUUUUGUUUGGAAUCAAUCUUAGUUUGUUCUUCCUUCAGACUGGUACUCUGGCAACACCUAUACUGAUACAUAUAUUCAACAACUCACUAUCAAUAUUCCUUCCAACAACAACUACUAACUUUGCCAAUAUUAUCAUUCUUCCAUACCUUACAUUGGAAGUGUUGAUGACUAUUGGAUUCUAUCGUCGUGGUAUUUCCAGACUUGGUCGUCAUUGA
This is a messenger RNA of Acytostelium subglobosum LB1, 1137 nucleotides long. RefSeq lists its product as hypothetical. Gene Ontology annotation, molecular function: metalloendopeptidase activity. The record is from RefSeq and is a predicted model, not a curated record. Bases 1 to 1137 code for a protein of 378 amino acids. Gene Ontology annotation, biological process: CAAX-box protein processing. The transcript has 3 exons. Gene Ontology annotation, cellular component: membrane. Lineage: Eukaryota; Evosea; Eumycetozoa; Acytosteliales; Acytosteliaceae.